CCCUCCCUCUCCCCCUCCUUUCUCUGGACUCAUAUCUCCACAGCGCUACAUCCGCCAUGCUGGGGCACACCGACUUGUCACGCUGCUGCAUCAACUCUGCCGUCUUCUGAGUCGCACGGAGAGCAAACGAAAGUGGCUUUUUAAUCGCCGGAUCGCUCAGAGCCUUCCUGCUCUCCCUCCUCAGCUGUCUAGGACGUGGAACCCGUGGGAUUUAUUUUAAUGAAUCAAUAUUCGCCUCUCGACGCCAUGACGUACAACUGGAGGAUUUUUUAAUUCUCUCUGAAGGAAGGAUCCUGUCGUCUUGUUGAACAUCGUGGAAGAGUUACAGAGGUAACCUCACGCUACCCAAGAUCCCGGAGUCUAACAUGGCUCUCAGCGUGUUGGGAGUGUUCCUGGGAUUGCUUCUGGAAGUUUCUGCUCAUGGACCCUCCAGUGUUCCCCGGAGCUCAUGGAGACAUGAAGAUGUGAGCUUGGUGGAGUUUUCGGAGCCAGGAGUCUUUAACUACUCCACGCUGCUGCUGAGUGAGGAGAGGGAGGCGCUGUACGUCGGGGCCAGAGAGGCUAUCUUUGAGCUCAACAUCAAAGAUGUGUCCGUUAAGAAGAACCAGGUGUUUUGGAAAGUUCCAGAGAACCACAUAACCAUGUGCACCUUAAAGGGGAAGUCUAAGGAGACGGACUGUCUAAACUACAUUCGCGUUGUUCAAAUGUUGGAUGAAGACACCCUGUAUGUGUGUGGGACGCACGCCUUUCAGCCAUUCUGCGAUUACCUGUCUUUAAAAGACUUCAGUCUGAUGGAAAAGCAGGAGGAUGGCAGAGGGAAGUGUUCGUAUGACCCAGCGCAGAGUUUCACCACAGUGAUGGUUGACGGGGAGCUGUACUCGGGGACGGCGUAUAACUUCCUGGGCAGUGAGCCGAUCAUCUCCAGAUACUCUCUCUCCCAGAGCCUCCUGCGCACUGAGUACUCCACGUCCUGGCUCAACGAGCCCAGUUUUGUGUUUGCUGACGUGAUCCGGGAAGGGAAGAACAGCGCAGAUGGAGACGACGACAAGAUCUAUUACUUCUUCACUGAGGUUUCUGUGGAAUACGAGUUCUUUGGCAAACUGCUGAUCCCCCGCAUCGCCCGCGUCUGCAAGGGGGAUUUAGGAGGCCAAAGGACUCUGCAGAAGAAGUGGACAUCCUUCCUGAAGGCCAAGCUGGUGUGCUCCAUGCCUGAGCUCAAUUUCGUCUUCAACGUGGUUCAUGAUGUGUUCAUUCUGAAGACCCCAGACUGGAGAGAAACGGUCAUAUACGGAGUCUUCACCUCACAGUGGGGUAAUGUGGGUCUGUCUGCUGUGUGUGCGUAUAACAUGACAUCGGUGGACGAAGUGUUCUCGAAGGGGAAGUACAUGCAGAAAGCUACAGUGGAGCAGUCACACACUAAGUGGGUCAGAUACAACGGUAUCACGCCCACGCCUCGACCCGGAGCGUGCAUCAACAAUCACAACCGCAGGCAGAACAUUAACAGCUCUCUGCUGCUGCCUGAUAAAACGCUGCAGUUUGUGAAGGACCACCCGCUGUUGGCUGACCCCGUGCUGCCCAUCGGCAACGGACCCCGGCUCAUCGCCAAAGAUGUCAAUUACACCCAGAUCGCCGUGGAGAGAGUCCCCGCCCUCGACAACAAUGUGUAUGACGUCAUAUUUACUGGCACUGAUAAAGGGGUCCUACAUAAAUCGGUGGUCUAUGAAGGAGGUGUGCACACUGUGGAAGAGAUCCAGCUCCUGAAGAUCCAGGAACCGAUUAAAACUCUACUGCUGUCCACACAAGGGGCCAGAAGCCUGUAUGCCGGUUCUGACUCUGGCGUGGUCCAGUCCCCCACUGCGUUCUGUGACAAAUACCUCACUUGCGAAGACUGCAUUCUGGCUCGGGACCCUUACUGUGCCUGGAGCACUCACGCCGCUUCCUGUGUCAAUAUUUUCCAUAAGCGGGAUAAUGCACAGCACCGGAAGUUACUUCAGAACCUGCGAGGAGAUGCUGGCGCGUGUCCGUCAGUGAGGCCACGCAUGGCGGAGAGCUACCAGCGUGUGGUGGUGAAGCGGGGCAGUUCGGCGGAGCUCCCCUGCAGGGUGCGCUCUAACCUGGCCCAGGUGCUGUGGAAGGUGAACGGCAGCGUUCUCACCGAAGCCGCUCGCUUCCUGCUGAUGGGGGACACGGGUCUGCUCAUCUACAGCGUGGCUCCAGAGGACCAGGGCCGCUACGAGUGCUGGUCAGUAGAGGCAGCAGCCGGCAAGAACUUCACCCGCCUGGUUGCUGGAUAUGAGCUACAGCUGGACCUCCCGAAAAGCGAGUCGUCAUCGUCAUCGUCUGGACGCUUUCUGUCUUCAGCUGAUAUCGUUGAGGAGUUGUACCCGGACACCUCCACGGUGCGCUCCACCACCGCAGCGGCCAAAGGUGACAAAGGUAAUAACGGUAACGAUAACGGCGCAGGAACCCCUCUACUAACGUCCACGGAGGCAUCCCCACUAACCCCCCCAACCAUCAGCACCACCACUCCCAGCAUCAUCAACAGUGCAAAACCCCAGCCUAAACUCUCCACCCCCUCUGAAGGCAGCGGCGCGCACCCCCGGCCCGAAACCCUGGACCCCUCAGCCAAGUACCUCCAGUACGACAACAGUGGCGCCCUGCUUUUCCUCUUCCUCCUCUUCUUCCUCCUCUUCCUGUGCGCGCUGUCGUAUAACUGCUACAUGCAGUACCUGCCGGCGCCCUGCCUGCGCCUCCGCACCGCCCUGCUCGGCUCGCCCAAAAAGCCGCAGCCCGAAUACAUCGCCUGCGAGGCAGGUCUGAUGGAACCCGUCCCGGAGAAACCGGACCUGACUGAGCCGCUACAGCAGAACGGAGCACAGCAGCAGCUCCGGGCGCUCCGAGACACCGGCUACGAAACAGAACCGGAGUGCGGAAACGGAAAAAUUCUGUCGCACAGCUACGAGGAGGCCGACGACAGCCCUUCCAAACAGAGGCCGUUCGAUAUUGACUGCGAAUCGCAGCCGAUCGAGUACGCAGAUGCGGAUGCGCCUUAAUGAGAAGGUGGAAAACGGAGAAAACGGACACGAAUGCGUCUCGUAACCGGAUGAAUUCUUGUCUAGAUGGCUUCUGUACUGAAACCACUCAAGUCUUCGGAGCGAUUGGUCUCGCUUUUUGACUUGCUGGUGUUCGACGACCCGACCGCGCGUAAAAUAUUCGUUUCUGGGGGGAGGAAGUGGCUGAUUUGCGUAGUUCAGCAAGCAUAUGAUUCCAAAUUGGAAACAUGGUUUACCAAAUUGGUAAGUUAGCUUGAUGUUUUCCAAAUUGGAGUUAAAUAUUUUGUAUCGGGGGGAGUGGGGAUCGUUUUUUUCUUCUUUUUUCUAUUCCCCACAUUCUGCCCUGAAGCUUGUAUGACAGUCAGUUUGUCCUCCAACCUUGUUGUACUACUCUCAGGGACGUGAAUCGCACAUCGUACUUCGCCAAAUCUUUUUUUAAAUCAGCACAUUCAGUAUCGGAGUGCUCAGUGCAUCUCAAACGACACUGCUGGCAGAAACACAAGGGCCGGGGUGGGCAUGGACACUGCUGCCAAAUGCUGGGGUGAGCAAAGCAAUGGGGAAUGGAAAGGAAUAUAGUGAAGGCGGAAGAUGCCCGAUUCCGCUGAAACGGAGAUGAAGAUAGCGGUCAGUACUGGACUGACCGAGUCGUAUUAAUAAAUAAACAUAAAGGCGAUGUAGAGGCAGAGAAAAUUCCACCGGGACGUUUGGACGAUGUACUAAAGACAAAACCAGAUUUACGUUGUAUUUUCGACACUGUGAGUGCCUCUCAUUCCUUUUACUCUGUGAAAACUGCAGUUCUAGUGACUCUCGCUGUUGGUUCUCUUCACCCUGUGGUCUUGUUCACUUGUGUACGCGAGAGAUGACCUCUCUGAGAGAAGUAAAUGAAAGUUCCUACGACAUGGUGGCCACAUGCAUUUAUUUUUUAUUUUCAUUUUUAAUGAAUUUUUAAAGAAGCUUUAUGUUUUAGUGUUUAAAAAAUGAUCUUUAUUUAAGUGUAAAAAUAGCUGCGCUAGGAUGUUUUCAGUUUUAAUGGUAGCCUCUCUUUAGACCGUGUGCAUUCUCGUCCUGCGGUCUCUGAAAAAGACCCCGCCUCUGACCCCUCCCCCCACUCCUCCCACCUGUAUGUGUGCCAUUUCUGAAUUUCUUACUCUUUCAUGAUCCUUAGUGCACUCUGUUCUCUCUCUCUCUCUCUCUUUCCCGGUCCUUCCCUGCCUCCAUCCCUCCUGCGCACUCCUCCCUGUUUCCUUGCACAGUUUGCUCCUCUGUCCGCUCUGGAGGAGGCCCCUCAGUCUCUCGCUCCUCCUCCUCCUCCUCCUCCUCUCCCUCCUCCUCCUCCUCAGUGUGGGGGGGUGUUGAUGGUGGGGGGGCCAGGCUACUCCCCCCGCUGCUCCCUCAGCAGUCCUGGGGCGUCCACUCCCACCAGGCCUUCCUGCUCUACUGCCUGGCCCUG
Messenger RNA from Colossoma macropomum (tambaqui), 4503 nucleotides. RefSeq names its product sema domain, immunoglobulin domain (Ig), transmembrane domain (TM) and short cytoplasmic domain, (semaphorin) 4D (gene sema4d). Gene Ontology annotation, molecular function: semaphorin receptor binding; chemorepellent activity. Lineage: Eukaryota; Metazoa; Chordata; Actinopteri; Characiformes; Serrasalmidae. The transcript is spliced from 17 exons. The record is from RefSeq and is a predicted model, not a curated record. The coding region runs from base 366 to 3053 and encodes 895 amino acids. Gene Ontology annotation, biological process: axon guidance; negative chemotaxis; neural crest cell migration.